AUGAUGCUAAACCUUCCCUUGGAAAUCGUGGAAGAGAUUCUAUGCAGGCUUCCAGUGAAGCUCCUCUCACAACUCCGAUGCGUUUCGAAGUCUUGGAAUUUGCUAAUUUCCAAUCCCAAGUUCGCCAAAAAGCACAUGCGCUACUCACACAAGGACUUCUCUCGCUGGCACCUCAUCUUAAACUUCAUGAAUCCCUCAUGCGAGAUCCCUCUCUUGGAUUACUUUUUCCCGUCUAUUUUCAAUGAAGAAACCCCAACCACCACAAAGCUCAGGUAUCCUCUAACUAAUCAAGAAUAUUUUCAUUCGAUUGUUGGAUCUUGUGAUGGAUUUCUCUAUUCCAUCAUUGGUAGUUCCUUUAUUGUAUGGAAUGCAUCUAUUCAGAAAUUGAAGAUUUUGCCAUAUUUGGAAAUUCCACCACAAGGUAGUAGAAAUACAAUGAUAUGGAAUGCAUUUGGUCAUGAUCAUUUAAGUGAUAGUUACAAGGCAGUUUCAUUUUUUCAGUAUAAAUGUGAUGGUGGUGGUCUUAAAAUUCAGGUCCAUGUCCAUACUUUGGGUACUAAUUCCUGGAGAAGGAUUGAAGAUUUCCCUUAUAUUAUUUUGUUAGAUAGAUUGGCAAAAUUUCUGAGUGGAACGCUUAAUUGGUUUGUGCUAACUGCAAAUUGUUCAUGGGCUAUUGUUUCUUUUGAUUUGGGGAAGGAGUCUUAUCAAGAAAUUACGCAGCCUGAUUAUGGAGAUGGAGGUCUAGUUAGUAAAAACUUAACAGUACUAAGAGAUUGUUUGUGCAUCAUUGCUCAUAAGCAGUCAAUUUCAGAAAUUUGGCUUAUGAAAGAAUAUGGUAUUCAAGAGUCUUGGACUAAACUAUUCAAGAUUUCUGGUGAAGAUCCUAAAACUUAUCCACUUACUCGGGUAAUUCAUAUUUUUGAGGAUGAUGAAGUGCUUCUAGACUACCAGUACAAGUUCGUUGUUUAUAAUCCAAGACAUGAUACUUUUAAAACUCCUCUUUUUCAAUACAAGGGUUUCAUGACUCCAUGGGUGUACAUUGAGAGUUUGCUAUCACCUUGUUCUUAA
Messenger RNA from Lotus japonicus, 1068 nucleotides. Its product is annotated as F-box/kelch-repeat protein At3g23880-like. The record is from RefSeq and is a predicted model, not a curated record. The transcript is spliced from 2 exons. Gene Ontology annotation, molecular function: protein binding. Bases 1 to 1068 code for a protein of 355 amino acids. Lineage: Eukaryota; Viridiplantae; Streptophyta; Magnoliopsida; Fabales; Fabaceae.